Tetrahymena thermophila SB210 is the source of this 1798-nucleotide messenger RNA. RefSeq lists its product as hypothetical. The transcript is spliced from 4 exons. The record is from RefSeq and is a predicted model, not a curated record. NCBI's taxonomy places the organism in Eukaryota, Ciliophora, Oligohymenophorea, Hymenostomatida, Tetrahymenidae.
CAAAAAUACAAUCAUUUAAUUACUACAAAAUUAAAUUAUAAUUAAAAGAAGAAUAUUUAGAUAUUUUUAUCCUAGAAUUAGCAUUAGAAGGAAAUUAUUUUCUGCUAUAAAUAAAAUAUAUAAUAGCUUAGCAAAUAAAUUAUGAGCAAAGUUACAUUUAUGUAAUAAAUAUAAGAGAUUAGCAUCAAUUACACUAACAACCAUAGUGGUGUAAUGUAAUAAAAUAUAGAAAUGAAUUUGCCGCAGGAAUUGUUUCUUAGGAUAUUGUGCUUAGAAAAUAAACUUGAGAAAAGAUAUACUAUUUAGCAUAUUGAUAACCUUAUUGUACUUUAUUCUCAACUUGUUGAACACUAUAAUAUGAAACAAGAUCCAAUCUAUAUUUAUUUCUUGGAAAAAAUAAAAAAUUAUCUCUCCAAAACCAAUUCCUUAAAACUCUACUUUAAAGGAGCUGAAAAAGAAAUAGAUGAAAAAAAUAACACAUGGCUAGAAGAAACUGACGAUUCUAUUCUUAUUUCAGACGAAGAAAAAUCACCAAAUAAAGUAUUAAGAGACACUUCUUCUCAAAAUUUUUAACUUACUCAAUAAGCUUCGAACAUGAUGAGAAGAGAUUCUUUUGAUAAUUUAAUAGAGCAAAAGAGAUAAUAACUUCGUAAAAGCAUUUCUUUUAUAAACUAUUAGCAGGCAAAGAAAACUCUUUUACAGGAAGAGAUAUAUGAUUUAGAAAGAAAAAGAAAUGAACGUAAUCUUAAACUAAAUGUAUUUAAAGAAGUAUUCUUAAAUUAGGACAAUAAGAAUAACGAAGUGAAAGAAAUAAUAAAAAACUAUGAGGAACUAUCAAAAGAAAAGGAUAAUAUUGUAAAAAGUGAUAUUGAUUAAUAAAUGAACACUAUCCAAGAAAGAAUCAAAAUAAAAAGAAAUAAUUAAUUUAAAAAGAGUCUUACCAUCGAGCUAAAUACGCCUAGGAGCAAUAGGGAUCAUAAAGAUGAAUCUAACCCAAAACUCUCUUAUGCUCCUCCAAGUUCCUCUAAAAAUGAAUAAAAAUCUGAAUUGAAUCAUAUUUACCCAUCUCCAAGUUCAAAAUCUGAAAAUAAAAUAUCAAUAAACCAAUUAUCUCCUCAUAGCUAAGAAGAUUAUAUAAACGUGUUUAAUAGUAGCUUAACCAAUGGUUAAGCAGAUAAUACACCAAAUAAAAAAGCCAAGUUAAACAUCAAAAAUUUUCAUUAGAAAUUAGGAAUUUAAAAGACUGAUCCUUAACAAUAUGAGCAAAAGUAUUGUGAUUAAAAUUCCAAUUCCCCAGAUGGAUUAUAAAAUAAUGCAUAUUAAAGUUCUGAUGAAGACGUAGAUCUUUAGUCAAGUAAUGCAUAAAAUAAAAAUAAAACCCAUUAAGAUGAGUAUCAUUAACCAAGUAUAAUCAAAGAGGCAUUUAGUCAAGAAUAGAGUUUUCACAGAGAAUCAGUUUCUCCUAGCAAAUAUAUGAAAGAUUUUGGUUACGAUAACGAAUGAUUUUUGAAAAAGUUUUGAUUACAUUACACAUCUAUCUCUUAUAUAAAUUUCACCAAACUUCAAGAUAAUUUUAUUUUGUAAUUAAGUUCUAGAAAAAAUAUAAUAAAAUGAGCAAGUGUAUUAAAAAAUUUUAAUUAAAAAAAUAGCAAAUUAUUAAUUUUUAAGUAAAUAAGAAAUAUUAAACUCAUUCUUAUAUUUUAAUAACAACAUUUUUUCUUAUUGCUAAUGUAUUUAUCUAUCUAUUUAUUAUAUUUUGUACAAUUAAUAUUCAAUCAAAAUAAUAGUAAAAUUUACU